Messenger RNA from Branchiostoma floridae (Florida lancelet), 1642 nucleotides. RefSeq lists its product as uncharacterized. The transcript has a single exon. Lineage: Eukaryota; Metazoa; Chordata; Leptocardii; Amphioxiformes; Branchiostomatidae. The record is from RefSeq and is a predicted model, not a curated record. The coding region runs from base 169 to 1572 and encodes 467 amino acids.
AACUUUGACAAGUGUGCUGUACUUCGCAUUGGCUCCCUAAAAUAUACAGACUUCUAUUUACCCUCUCCUCUGCCCAUACGAUGGACAGAUGGACCUACAGAAGUUUUAGGUAUCCAUAUUCCUGUAAACUUUAAAGAUAUUGUGUCAAUCAAUUUUGACCGAAAAUAUAUGAAAAUAGAUAAAAUUUUGAAUCCCUGGAAAGAAAAAGGACUAUCACUUAUGGGGAAAGUCACUCUGGUAAAUACACUUAUAGUUUCACAGUUUAUAUUUUUAUUAAGUUCGCUCCCGUCUCCAUCGUCAGCUUUUUUCGACAAAUAUGAAAAAAAGAUUUUCAAGUUUUUAUGGCGUGACGGACCCGAGCGAGUUAAGCGAAAGACAAUAUAUAAUGAUUAUGAUCAAGGUGGAUUAAAACUUCAAAAUCUGCGAGCUGUCGAUCUCAAACUGAAGGCCGCUCUAGUGCCAAAACUGCACAAAAACGAAAACUGGUUUUGUUCUAAAUUAUUGUCCUUCUCUAGUCCUGUUCUUAGAACCAGUACGUUUCCUUUUGCACAGCUUAAAACGAAUGACUUUGAAAUCUUGAUUAAGAAAGUAGUCAGUCUGUUUUUUCGACAAGUUAUACAAAGUUGGUUGAAAUACCAACUACGCCCCCCAGAAAAUAGCAUACAAGUCAAACAGCAACUCCUUUGCUUGAAUUCACAUAUUUGUAUAAAUAGGCGACCCUUUUGUUCCUCAGCCUUCUUCAAUAAAAAAGUACUUUUUGUAAAUGACAUUAUUGAUGCUGAGAAUAAUUUUUUGUCUUUUGACAGCUUUGUAGUCAAAUUUGGAGAUGUCUGUACAGCUUAUCAGUAUCAUCAACUUUUGUCAGCUAUUCCUCCUCAAUGGAAACAUAUUCUAAGACAAGGCUCCUCAGAGCUACGUGUUUGCAUCCCUGCCUGUAGAGAUGUAACCUGGCUACAUAGUAAAAAUAUUAAUAAAUGCUUAUAUGCUUUCUACAUGAAUGAAGCCAGAUUAUGUGAAACUUCAGACAGGAUACAGUACACGUGGGAAGAUUAUUUCAACUGUCCAAUACCAUGGCAAAAGGUUUAUAGCCUACCUUACAAAAUUUCCAUUGACUCUAGUGUUUGCAUGUUUCAACAUAAACUAUUAUUCAAAUACUUGACCGUGAACAAGACCUUAUACACUUGGGGUUUGAAGGAGUCGCCCUUAUGUGAAUAUUGUAAUGAAGAUGAAGAAACAGUCUUCCAUCUCUUUUUUCAUUGUAGAGUUGCUACACUUUUCUGGAGGCAAGUAGAAGACUGGUUUUUCGUCAAUACUGGGGAACAUUUAAAUCUAAACCUGUUUAAAGUUAUCUUUGGUGAUUUGAAUUGUCGGUGCCCAGUUUCUGCCAAUAUGAUUAUCCUUCUUGGCAAACACUUUAUUUUCAAGAACCGUCAACGCUCUCUUAAUUUACAAGCCUUUAUUUCAUAUAUGUCAUACUUCCAUAGGCUAGAAUAUAUUAUAGCAAAAAGGAUGGAUAAGAUAAAAGAACACUUUGGUAAAUGGGGGAAAAUAGCUUUAUCGUUAAAACAGUGAAUAGUGAAUAACAUAUAUACAACUUCUGUUUAUCAUUUCCUUGUUAUAUACAAAUGUGUACACUGCUAUA